UAAAACACAUAACGUUGUAUCAACAAAAAUCAAACAAGAAAUCGACGAGCUUAUAUUUUUGCAAAAAAAAUAUUUUGAGGGCGGAGCGGAUGGCACUACUUUUGGCAGAGCAACCUCUUCCGGUUCUCUUUCCAGCUUCCCGUGCAACAUGACCAAGAAAAGAAGGAAUAACGGUCGUGCCAAGAAGGGCCGCGGCCACGUGCAGCCCAUCCGCUGCACCAACUGUGCCCGCUGUGUCCCCAAAGACAAGGCUAUCAAGAAGUUUGUCAUCAGGAACAUCGUGGAGGCGGCGGCCGUGAGAGACAUCUCCGAGGCCAGUGUCUUCGACUCUUAUGUCCUGCCCAAACUCUAUGUGAAGCUGCACUACUGUGUCAGCUGUGCCAUCCACAGUAAAGUGGUGAGGAACCGCUCUUGUGAGGCCAGGAAAGACCGCACCCCACCACCCAGAUUCAGGCCCGCUGCUGGUGCACCAAGAGCUCCUCCUAAGCCCAUGUAAAGCAGAAUUUGAAGAUGGUGUACACCUGAGGAAUAAAUUCAAAAGUCUUUACAAAAA
Anoplopoma fimbria (sablefish) is the source of this 553-nucleotide messenger RNA. Its product is annotated as 40S ribosomal protein S26. Gene Ontology annotation, molecular function: mRNA binding; structural constituent of ribosome. Gene Ontology annotation, cellular component: cytosolic small ribosomal subunit; ribosome. Bases 149 to 496 code for a protein of 115 amino acids. Gene Ontology annotation, biological process: translation. The record is from RefSeq and is a predicted model, not a curated record. The transcript has 4 exons. Lineage: Eukaryota; Metazoa; Chordata; Actinopteri; Perciformes; Anoplopomatidae.